GCAAGGUGAAGGAGGAGAGAAAAAAAAAAGGAGGGGCGGAAAAUGUUCUGAUCACAUGUCCACGAAGUCACUCUGAAAGUAUACUGGCGGGAUGUAACAAUCUUUCUGUCUCAAGGAGCAUCGUCGUCGUUUUGGGGUACGACUCAAACGGCAGCCGACCGGGCCGGGAGAUACGAACGGGAUCACGAGACGAGGGAGUGACGACAACAACCAACCGCUCAAAAAAAAAAAAAAAUGUCAAAUGAGAGCAGCACCCAAACACUCGACAACAGCUCGGCAUCGCUUGUCAACGCCUCGACGCCCACCGACGUGCUGGAGCUGAUCGCGGCCGCCGACCUCGUGUCCUCAGCAAACCACGCGUACUCCUUGCUGGCUGCCACCGCCUUGCUCGCCGGCUGCUUCUUGCUCUACGUCUUGGUGCACACCUAUAGGGCGCGGCGCCGCCUGGCCGAGCUUCUGUGGGCCUUCUGCGGCCUUCAACUGCUGCUCCUUCUCUUCUCCUUCUACAAUGUGGCACACCGACCUCACAGCCUGAAGACGGCGGCGAUAGGCUGCGCCGCGCUUUCUUUCGUCGUCCAUGUCGCGUCGCUCAGCGGCCUGCUGGUCUUGGCGCUGAUGGCUUACAUCCUGGCCCAUGACCCUCCGUCCAACUCUAUUAUAAAGAGGCCUGGCGUCUGCGUGCUGCUGGUGCUCGUGAUAGCGACUUUGGUUUCUCUUCUUCUGGCCGGCACCCGAGGUCCGAGGGACGGUCUUCUCCGGGAGACGGAGUGUUUUAUAGAUCCGAUGGACGCUGGAGUUUCGUACGCCGUGGCAAAGCUGUGCCUGGCUUUUCUGAUCCCUUAUGUUCUCCAACUGGCACUUGUGAUAUGCGGCUGCGUGCUGCAACGCAAAUCACACCGUAGGUUUCUCUCGGGUUCCGACGAGGGUCCGGCGUUCCUGGCGGUGAGCGCCACGCUGCUGUUCUGUCACCUCCUGUACAUGACGGCGCUGGUGAGGGCGGCGCGGCUGCAGGGCGAGGUGAGCCCCCGGGAGAGGGCGUUGCUGAGCGUGGCCGAGCUGGUCUUCUUCGCGGGGAGCGGCGCCAGCCUGGUGCUCGUGCCGUUCACACACCGGCCCAGUCGAGAGAGUCUUCGCGCAAUGUUCAGGCGGAUGGCCGACUGCUGCCCGCGUGCGGCGCGCGCUCAGCCAAACAGGAACAUCAUCACGCCGCAUGUCGAGAUCACAGACACCCUGCAGGACAUUGAGUCGUAGCGCUCCCAAACGCAAUGACUCAAAUUUUUCAAAAGCACAAAAUGUUUGUAGGAGACUGCUCUCUAUUUUUUCCUCAAAUGCCUCUUUGGAUUGGUCAAUCUUAUACAAUGGAGUCAAAACAAAUAUGAUGGUCACACAGACAGAUAAAUAUAUAUAUUAAACGUGUCAAACCUGAA
Molecule: messenger RNA, 1427 nt
Organism: Syngnathus typhle (broad-nosed pipefish)
Lineage: Eukaryota; Metazoa; Chordata; Actinopteri; Syngnathiformes; Syngnathidae
Exons: 2
Coding region: 235-1251 (338 amino acids)
Source: RefSeq, a predicted model, not a curated record